UGCGCCUAAUCAUACUUUUUCCGUUUGCUUUGAGUGGUGGCUUUGGAUAACUAACUGCUCCUUCUGAACUCUUCUAACAAUCUGUUCUCUAUACUGUAGGUUAGCAGUGAGUGCUUCUCAUUUCGCACCGUUGUUUAUUCUUUUAUGCAUGUGGACUGUCUGCCUGAAAAGAUUAUUAAGCCUUUAAGGGCUUUGUGUGCCUCAGGCAUCUGGCACGGCAUGCUGCCUGGGACUGGCAGGCUGCGAGUGUUUUUUGUUGAUGUAGGUUCUGGUAUUUUUUUUGUUAAUUCGUCACUAACUGAGUAUCUGUUCUAGGCUAGACACUCUUUCGAGUGCCCUGAAAUCAGUUAUGAAAGACAAGGUCCUUGCUCGCAGGCAGCUCCUGGUAUUAUGAGAGAGAGGAAGAGAGGGACAGAAAUCAGGCCCGCCGAGUGGUGUGGUGCCCGCUGUGCGGCAGCCAGGCCAGGUGACUGGGAACAGGACAGGCCUUUCCUUCCCCAGGAGCUCCUUUUACAAGCGUGUGGCCCUUUGCUCUGCCAUCUCUCCUAAAGACUGAACUAUGCCUUGGACUGUUUUUCUUUCCCAGUAUCCGAAGGACAGGGGGAUAUGGUACCCAUUUCAGGAUACCAUAGAAGAGGUGACUUUCUUCCCAUUUGCCUCUGGUGUUCAUUCUCCCAGGGUUUUGUGGUUCACUUUUCAGCUAUCUAGUCAUUACCCUUGAAUUCUUAAAACCGCUUACCUCACUGCCCGUCUGAGGUGAUUUGGAAAUGCUGACUUAACUUUUAAGUGGUGUAGAUACAUAUUUAUUGAAAACCUAUUCAUUCGUUAAGAGGCAUCCAAAUAUUUCCUUUCCUGUGAAGUCUUCUCCAGUUCUCCCUGGCAGAAUGAAUUAUUCCUUUCUUUUUACUUUUAUUAUUGUUAUAUGUAUCCCAACUUUAAUACAAAUUGAUACCAUUUUAUCUUUUAUUAUAGCUGUUCAGAGCAUAAUGCCUUGAGCCUGUAAGCCUACUGAAGGCAAGGACCAUAUUGUAUUCAUCUUAGUUUCCCUCCUGUACUUCUACCUUAGUUAUUAUAAAUAGUAGGCAAUGAAUAAAUGUUUGUUGAUUUAAUGAAUUGGGACUUCGUGAUAUGAUCCAUGUUUAGUUGCGUAUUUUCUAGUAUUUACUUCUAAAACAUGGUUAAUAUCUACAUAGAUUUUGUUUGCUUAACUUAGGUUGUAUGAAUGUUUGCUUGGCAAAUGUUUUCCAGAUAUGUAUGCAAAGGUUUCUGGGUAGAGCGGGCUCAGACUUGGAAAGUCAUGUCCUUACUUUACCCUCUGGAUCAGCAGGUUGCACCACAGAUAUCUCAGAAAACAUAAAUUUUGAAGAAGGGAUUCAUAAAAUAUAAUUUACUCUCAAGACCAGUUUCCAUUAAAGCAGGAAGCAAUCUGAGUUUCAUCUCUUGUAGCUGUUAAAUAAAACCUGAAUGAGCAAGAUUUUGGGGGGCCACACUUAUCAGUCGAGUAUCACAACAGAAUAAGCAAACUGCUUCAAUCGAAAUGGAAAGCAAAAUACUAGAAUGGAAUUUUUGCUGGGGCGAUCUUGGUUUUCUCAUUUUCCCCUUUUCUUUGCUCCCAUAUUACUUUGCAUUUUCCCACAAGUCAUCCAUAAUUCAGUCUCGGUUUAGAAGGAUAAAUUCGAUGACUUGGCUGUUAAAUAUCGUGUGCCUUUUCAAAAACAAGAGGAGAGCGCGUGCGAAACAAAACAAAAACCUCGAUGGUAUGAAAAGUUGGGCGCUCUCAGGAGGCUCUGGAAACUUUAACAGCUUCAUUUUUCUGUCGAGGAUUUAGAUUUCCAGCACCAGGAGCUUUGUGGACGGUUUCGUCAGUGAAUCGCCACCACCACCCCGCUGGGACCAGGACAAUUGCUCCUCUUCCCUCCGUCUCACUCCACCACCGAACGUGUCUACCUUCAUGGGGUCAGGGCGGCGCUUCCGAAGUAGGAACGGGGAAGACCGCGGCAGUGGCCGAAGAGCCCCCCGCGGGGCCGCCCUCCGCUGGGGGCCGGCCGGGGGCCUGAGGGGCCGAGCCCCGACCCCCCCGGGGGCCGAGGCCACCGUGUUCCGGCCCCGGCGCACCGAGGGGCGCUCCCGGGAGCUGGCGGCGCCCGCACAGCUAGGGAGGCUCCCCGCCUCCGCGGCCGGCCUCCCGCGCCGAGCCCGCCGCCGCCGCCUCCCCCGGCUCUGCGCGCAGGUCCGAGAAAGGAGAACGUGCGGGUGUGGCGAGCGGAGGCCGAGCGCUGCGCUGCCGCUCCGUGUCGGGCGGGGAACGAGGAGGGCCGCCGGUCCCUGGGGACGCGGGCGCGGCCGUCUGGGCGACGGCCCGGGGAUGCGAGGGCGGGAGGGUGCGCGCGCCCGUGAGCCGGGGGACCGGCGGGCUGCGGCAGGGGCACUUUGGGGGAGUGACUGGGGGCACCAGGGCGCCCUGCCUGAGCGAGGAGGCCAAGGGAGCCCGGCGGAUCCACGACGAGCUGGAGCAGCGGCUCCGCAGGGACCCGCGGGACGCCCGCCGGGCGCUCAAGCUGCUGCUGCCCGAGAACUAUAUCCAGGGCCGUUCAGGAGGCAGAGAGCGUUCUGGCCAGAUCCACAAGGAAUGACGAAGAGGCUGCUACCCCAGGAUGUGUGCUGUGAAGAUGACUACUUACAAGAUCAGCUCGAGCAGGUUGGUGACGUAUGGUUGAAAGAUGAGCAACUACUAUAG
Messenger RNA from Manis javanica (Malayan pangolin), 2737 nucleotides. The record is from RefSeq and is a predicted model, not a curated record. Lineage: Eukaryota; Metazoa; Chordata; Mammalia; Pholidota; Manidae.